Molecule: messenger RNA, 978 nt
Organism: Saccoglossus kowalevskii
Lineage: Eukaryota; Metazoa; Hemichordata; Enteropneusta; Harrimaniidae
Source: RefSeq, a predicted model, not a curated record
AUGAAGCCGUUCGUGUUGCUUGUGUUGUCGUUGGUAGUUGUCUCGGCACAGACAUGUUCUCAGAGCAAAAAGUUGACGGCUUUAGACUUGAACUACAAAAGCCAUGAGGACCAUGUACUGUUUGGUAAACUGACAGCUUGUCCCCGUGAGGGCGAAGAGUUGAGUGAAAGUCUCCACUUUAAGAUCAUCGACAGCGGUGAUGCUCGGAUUGAUCUGGAUUCUCAGACCGGGUUGUUCAUGUUCAAUCCGACUGAACACUACUCUGGAAUUGAGGUGUUUUACUAUACCGUUCAAGAUGAGAAGGAGACGAGUGAACCAAGUAAAGUGAUAAUAAGUAUGCGGUCACAAGCCGAUCCACCGCUGUUGGAGGUCAAACCACUUCUGGGAUACGAUGAUGAGAUCUUGCCGGUGAAAAUUGAUGCCGAUAUCUUUGACAAGGACGGGUCUGAAUCACUCCUCAUAUCCUUCUGUGAUUGUGGUGAGGAACUCAGAUGUGAUGAGAUAAUGGGUAGAUGUACUUGUGAUCUCAGGUUACCCACUGAUUGGCAGUUUCUAAAUAAUAAUGUCCCACUCACCACUAGUGAUCUACACAGAAUAGAACCGGAACUCUUGAAAAAUCUUAAACUAAGUCCAGGCAAAAACCCAGAACCAAGUGUCUGUAUUGAUGUGCAUGCCGUCAGCUACGAAAGACAGCAGCCAUAUUUACAACAGGCAAAGACCACUAAACAAUUACACAUCACAGUUCUACCAAGGAACGACCCACCAAUUAUAAGCUUUGAUGACAACUCUGAGUCCGUCACCUUGGAGACAAGUCAGGGUCGACCAAUCAGAUUCAAAGGUUUACGCAUCACUGAUAGUGAUAGCAUAGGAACCUAUCGUGUGCGAGCCACCAUUGAUGAUGGUGGCAGACUCUUCGUGGAGCAGCAGCAUCCAGAUGUUGUCUUUGUUCCCAAGGUAACCAUAUAUUCUAAAUGUUAA